CAGCACUCACAUGCCCGGUGUCUCGUUGUGUGCUGUUGCUGGUACUGCCGCUGCCUCUGCGCUGCCCGCCUCGUUUUUGUUUUCUUUUGUUCUGACCCUUUCGCGUUCUCUUCAGCCCGAGAGUAAAUGCAGUGCAAUCCGAACAAGUGAAACGACUGGCUGAGCGAGCGGUGCCAGAGUCGACGACGGACAGUUGGCGAGCCGAGAGCGCGCGAGAGAGACCUGACAGUGAACUCAUAAAUACGCCGCAGUUGUUGAGCUGCGCGAGUGUGACCUAUAUACCUGCCGUCCUUGGAGCGAGGGACGCGUGAGUGUUUGUGUGUGUUUCGGUGCAUUCGCAGACUUCACAGCAGCUCGUUGUGAACGUCACUGUUGCGGUGACGCCGUUUCGAGAAAGGAGUCGUCGUGACGCACCCAGGACGGUGUCGGCGACCUGCGCGGAGAGGGAGUGUGUAGGAAGGGGCGCGAAUGUCCACGGCGGCACCGACCCCCCGCAGACAGCAGUGAUGCCCGUGCCCGCCGCUCGCAACCUGCCCUCGCCCACCGACCCGCAGUCCUUCUUCCACUAUCCGCCGUCGGCCCCGGACAAGACCUCGCCCGUGGCCGCGCCGCCGGAGAAGGCGAAGGGCCGCGAUGACGUGUCGGUGACCACGCUGCCUCCUAGCCCCAUCGUGCAUCCGUACACCUCGUGCCCGUCGCCCAUCUUCCAGCUGGAGUUCCCGCACGACCUGGAGUGCCUGACGCCCAGCCCGGACCCGAGUCGCUCCGCUACUCCCGACGGGUUCCGCCACUUCCUGCAGGUGUCUCUCUCCAGGUCUCCCUCCCCAAGCCUCCCCUUCCCUCCCCCGCCGUCCUCCAGGUCCCCGUCCCCAGGCCUCCCCUUCCCUCCCCCGCCGACCUCCAGGUCCCCGUCCCCGACCAACCUAGGCCUUCCUUCGCCCGGGGACGCCCACGGCCGGGACUCGGCCUGGUCUCCCUGGUCGUGGGCCAUCAAGCAGCCCCCCCCGGCUGCCGACUGCCAGUCCCCACCCAGCUACGCCCACUCCCAAGGCACUUCCACCUCCACUUCCUGCCGUGCCUCCACUCUUUCUCCCGACACGUCCUUAUCCACCUCCACCUCGGCCUCCAACAACACCUCCGCUGGCUCCAGCAACCCCUACAGGAGCGAGAUCCACACCUCCUCCUACCACACGUGCACCUCCUCGUCCGCCUCGCAGGCCCUCGAGCCCGCUCCUUUUUCCUGUGGCUCCGCAUCCUCUAAUCCUCCGUCCAGUCGCUCGGCCUCCACCGACCCCGCCGUAGCAGCACCUAAGCCCGCUCGCCCGACCUCCAUUUCCCUGAAGCCCUCGUUCUCUCUCGGGCUUCCGAAGGCUUCCUCCGAUCCCCGCCCGAUCUCCGUUUCGCGGCCUGCGGCGGCGGCGGCGGCGGCGGGAAGGGUCGAGGUGCUCACGGGGCGGGACCUGCUGUUCGGCGGGUGGCUCGGCUGCGGCCGGACGGCAGGGAUGCUCGGCAUGCUCUUCUCUGCCGUUGGGAACUGCAUGCGGACGGUGGAACCGGCGCAGCGUAACCUCAUCGAUGAACCGGAGCUGGUGCACGAAGCGCGGGAGGACAUGUCGCCCGGUUCCCCCCCCUCUCAAAGGAGCGGCGGAAUGGCACGGGAGAAGCAGGUAAGCCGCGCCCCGAGGCCCGAGCUCGACAACGCGCGGCAGGAGCGGGAGGCGUGGCUUAGAAACCGAGACGAGGAUAUAUGCAUCAUUGAGGAAUACUGCGACGCGGAGGAGGAGCUGCCCCAGCACCCAACGCACUCUGUCCCCAGCGUCCACCUCCCCCACGACAACCCUCGCCGCGGGACCCAAAACAAUAAUAACAACAACAACAGCAGGACCAUCAACAACAAUACCGCCACUUCAAGGCUGGGGAAGUUCGCCUCGGCUGUGAAGGGCUCUGCCUCGCGGCGCCCCUUGGUGCUGCUCAUCGGGGAGUCGCUCAGGACCGCCCGGGCCAACAAACGCUCCAGGUCCUCCUCAGGUAGGUGCCGAGACGCCGCCGCCAGACGUUUACAGCAACAUCUCUGA
This is a messenger RNA of Penaeus monodon (black tiger shrimp), 2075 nucleotides long. RefSeq names its product vegetative cell wall protein gp1-like. The record is from RefSeq and is a predicted model, not a curated record. NCBI's taxonomy places the organism in Eukaryota, Metazoa, Arthropoda, Malacostraca, Decapoda, Penaeidae.